Molecule: messenger RNA, 2311 nt
Organism: Corticium candelabrum
Lineage: Eukaryota; Metazoa; Porifera; Homoscleromorpha; Homosclerophorida; Plakinidae
Exons: 9
Coding region: 395-2131 (578 amino acids)
Molecular function (GO): protein binding
Source: RefSeq, a predicted model, not a curated record
ACAGCUGCUGUUCAGCCGGCGGAAGCAUCAGCUGUGUCAGUACUAGGUAACAAGACGAUUAUCGCCACGCCCUAGAUACCUUGUCCCACACUCCCGGAUUCACCACUCAUUGUGCGUUUUGUUUGUUCCCUUGGCUGUCGCGCCGCCUUCUCAACAGUCAACUGAGUUUGCGCCACGACAACCGACAAGCCGCCGACUCAGUCACCGAUUCAGUCAUCGCUCAUUGUGUGCGAGUCGGCCGUCCAGUCAAGCGCGCCCGUCGCUCGUGAAAGAAUCCGCGCACCGGACGGCGUCCGCACCCUAGGAUUUCGAGAAUCUCGACGCUCCGCUACGGUUGUAGCUAGGCGACACGUCGGUGGGUGAAGAGGGCAGGUAUCAAGGCAACAUUGAGCUCAUGGAUGCCACUUGCAGUGCUGUGGUGGCCGAGUGUGCGUCCGGCUUCAAGGCGGGGUCCGCAGUUGAGACUGAGGUAUUGGCGAUGCUGGAUGCGACGCUUGCUGAGGUGGAGAGCGCGACGUAUAAUGAUGAGGACAACGUGAGUUGUCGGAAAUUGAGUCUGUCGAGUAGCGGCCUCAGCUCGUUGGGACGCGUAUCGCAAGAGUCUCUGGAUUCAAUUCCGACCGUGUUCAUCACUCAAGCGCGGGAUCCGUUUGUGACCGAUACUGCGUAUGCGAGCGACGAUCUCCCCGAUGUUUCGCCCGACAACAACAACGUCGUUGUUCCGGGGUUGAGAUCAUUGAUGGAGAGUCCAACGCUUUCGAAGAAGAUUCUGUGUGGAUUGAAUGGAUCAGAAGGAAAGGUGGACGAAGAGCCAGUUGAAGACGCUGGAACCGUUGAAGGGUAUCAGGAUGAUUCGAGGAAGGCAGGUUUAGCAUUGCUUGGAGGAGGAACUAUCGUUAUGAGUGUCAAUAACGAUCACGUGGAGACGUACACCAGAUCCUUGUCCGAUGAACGAUCAGGCACUGACAGCAAGUCGAGCAGCAUCAGGUCACUAGCAUCAAUCUUUGAGGACCCGACGUCUCCCUUUUCGCCGGUGACGCCAAACGGUUCCAGUCACGAAAACUUUAUGUGGGACGAGUUGGGACGGAUGCAGUCGACGGGCAUCGUAAAACGAUUGUCAUCGAAGCAGAAACUCGCCCGAACCGGAUCAGAAAUGGAGUUCGUACUGAGGAACACGGAAAUGAAAACGGUAACACUGACGAAGCCCAAGAGGGGCGGUUACGGGUUCUCUUUUAAAGGCGAUGGUCCCGUUUGGAUCGGAGAAGUCGAUAAAGGGAGCGUCGCAGAAAUGGCGGGAAUGAGAGAAGGCGGUAUCGUCAUCGAAGUCGAUGGAAAGAACGUCGAAGAAGCAAAUCACGAAACUGUUCUUCGCUACGUGAUGCACGCUCCGCAGCCGCUCAUGAUAAUGUUUCAGUUGAUGCGCGAUCGAACGUCGAGUUUGAGUGCAGCGAUCAUGAGCGGGUAUCUCACUAAACAGGGUGGUACGGGAAUCACGCUGAAGAACUGGCGAAAACGUUGGUUUGUAUUGAGAGAAGACGGCUGCUUGUAUUACUACAAGAACGAGAAAGAUCUACGACUGUUGGGUGCUAUCGUAUUGCAAGGAUACACUGUCUCCAAGGCUCUGGAUAUUGACAAGAAGGCGGCGUUUAAGCUGAUCAAGGGCGGUGCGAGAACGUACUACAUGUGUGCAGACACAGAGGCAGAGAUGAACGGUUGGGCGAGAGCUCUUACAGAAGCUUCUGAUAACUACACUGAGGGUUUGCAAAACUCUAUGGCAUCCAGUGCACACAAUGUGUCCAUACCUGCGUUGUCAAUACGAGAUGCUGCAUGUCAUGGCUGGUUGUACAAACAAGGAGGCAAUCACAAGAGCUGGAAGCAUCGUUAUUGUGUGUUAAAGGAUGGAUGUCUGUACUAUUAUAAGGAGAUGACUGAUCAGACUGCGUUGGGUGUGAUGAGACUGGACGGGUAUAAAGUCGUAAAGCAGCCGCAGUCGGGGAAGAAACGGUUUUUUUCUGCUGUGCCACCUGCUAGCAAGAUGAGAACAUUUCAGUUCUAUGUGACAUCAGAACUGGAAUUUAACAGGUGGUUGAGCAAGAUGGCAGAGUCUAUUGCAAUUGCAGCUACAGAAUGAGCACUAAUGAGCACUAAUGAUGGGUUUAUAACGACUUUGGUAAUAAUUAUCAACAUUUACAGUUUUAUAGCUCGUAGUAUAUCGCAUUUCAUGCUGCCGACCUUCUAGUCUGCUGUAAGACUGACUUCGUACUGUUUGGAAAUGUUAGUCUUAAUUAAUGACUUCCUGGAGAUAUACAAU